Messenger RNA from Abrus precatorius (Indian licorice), 1476 nucleotides. Its product is annotated as mitochondrial import inner membrane translocase subunit TIM50. The record is from RefSeq and is a predicted model, not a curated record. The transcript is spliced from 10 exons. Lineage: Eukaryota; Viridiplantae; Streptophyta; Magnoliopsida; Fabales; Fabaceae. Bases 68 to 1081 code for a protein of 337 amino acids. Gene Ontology annotation, molecular function: phosphoprotein phosphatase activity.
UUGUAAAUUGCAAAAGCGAGCAAAACCCUACUUGAACCACUUCAUUUCACACUCAUUGCACACGACUAUGUCGUUGGGAAUUGUUCGAUCGCGAGCAAUUUCCUUCGCAUCCAAGCGAUUCCUCUGCACCAAUGCGGGUUCUGCUGCUGCUUCUUCUCCUCCUCCUCCUCCUUCCACCGCCUCUCCAAGCCGCUGGAACUUUCUCAAAUACGCCGUCGUCGGUGCAUUCACCGGAGCCACCGUCUUUACCGGUUACGCCUCUUACGCUUACACUUUGGACGAAAUAGAUGAGAAGACUAGGUCUUUGCGUGAUUCCGCCAAGUACACUGUUGGUGAUGGAGCCACUGCCCUUGACAAAUUUCAAGGCUUGCUAUACUCAACUGCAAUGACGGUGCCUGCUAAAGCAGUAGAACUUUAUUUGGAUGCAAGAAGGCUAAUUGAAGAACAAGUUAGGAGUUAUACUGAACCAUACACAGACAAGCUCCUUCCUGAUUUGCUUCCUCAGGAGCAACAUGUGUUUACACUGGUUUUAGAUCUUAACGAGACAUUGAUCCACUAUAUUUGGACGAGAGAUACAGGCUGGCAGACUUUUAAAAGACCUGGAGUUGAUGCCUUCUUGGAACAUUUAGCUCAGUUCUAUGAAAUAGUGGUGUAUACAGAUGAACAACAGAUGUUUGUAGACCCUGUUUUAGAUAGGCUGGAUACCAAACAUUGCAUUAGAUACAGGCUAUCGAGGACAGCUACAAAGUAUCAAGAUGGGAAACACUUCAGAGACCUUUCUAAACUAAAUAGAAAUCCAGCAAAAGUCCUCUAUUUGAGUGGCCAUGCUUUGGAAAGUUGCAAACAACCUGAGAACUGUGUUCCUAUUAAGCCAUGGCAGCAGCAUGAUAUAGAUGACACAGCUCUUUUGGAUUUCAUACCAUUUCUUGAGUUUGUUGCCCGCAGUAGUCCACCUGAUAUAAGACCAGUGCUAUCCUCUUACCAAGGAUGUGAUAUUCCAACUGAAUUCAUCAGGCGUUCUAAAGAGCAUCAGAGGAAAAUGCAAGAACAAAAGCAUCGUGGUCGCUUUUGGAGAAAUUGAUCCAAGAAUAGCAAUGAAACGUAUAAUAAAUGUUCUUCAUCGAGGCUAAGAUUGUCAGUUCCAUUGCCAGUUGAUUCAUUAGUUCACCAAAGAUUUUGAAGUCAUUGCAAGUUGAUGAGUGAUUACAUCAAAUAUAGAAAAUGUAGAUUUUGUUUUACGCAAGUCUUGCAACUUUUGUCUUGAACCAUUUGUUCUUUUGGCUAUUGUAAUUCUGUUGCUGGAAAGCACUUAUUAAUUUCGGGGGAUGAAGUUCUUUUUCACCUGAUAGAAGAAUUCUAUUUGCCAGAUGUUUCUUGCCAGGUUAUUUAACCUUGAGAGGAUGAAUUUGACCAUCACACAUAUUUUACAACGGACAAAAUAAAAGAUUUUACUUAAUCACAAAUAGCCCGUUUUGU